Messenger RNA from Psylliodes chrysocephalus, 1010 nucleotides. The record is from the annotation of a GenBank genome assembly. Lineage: Eukaryota; Metazoa; Arthropoda; Insecta; Coleoptera; Chrysomelidae.
GUUUUUGCCAUAUUGGAAGACCAUCAAGGCAUUUUUGUUUCGUUAAUCUACAAAUUACAUAACUAAAAUUGUUUUUUUUAACUAUUAUAACUAAAAAAAAUAUAUUUAUUCAACAGUCAAAUAAAUCCGAUAGGUACUAUUAAGCAUAGAUAAGUGGUAUAAUAGUGUUUACGAAUCACAUGACGCAGUUGUAAUUUUAUAACUGUACUUUCCAUUUCCACCUGUUUGGUUACCUGCCUACCUGUUUCUCAUACCCAUACCUAUUUAGUAUUUAGUUGUUAUCUGCAUUGACGUGUCAGCAUAAAUAUUUCUUUGUGAUACAUACCUAUCAGAAUAUAUUUUGUUUACUUGUUAUUAUUAAAAUGGCACGUUAUUUCAAGGAAAAAGAUAUAGAUGAAUUCAGGGAAUGCUUUUAUUUAUUCGCCAGAUCCGGUACAAUUAAAAAUCUGGAUGAGUUGACUAUCAUCAUGAGAAGUUUGGGAUUAUCACCUACAAAAACAGAAAUGGCGGGAUACUUAAAACAGAAGGGUGGUAAAAUGUCAUUUCCGGACUUUUUGGAGGUAAUGUACAUUCAUUCUAAGGUGGAAAAUAUUCCCAAAGAAGUCGUCGAUGCUUUCAAAGCUGCAGACAAAGAAAACACGGGAAAAGUAUCGGCUAAACAGCUGCGUUACUUAUUGCAAAACUGGGGAGAAUGUUUGUCUCCUAAAGAAGUUGAUAGAAUUUUCAGAGAAGCCAAUGUUAAUGUAAACAGCAUGGUUAGAUACGAAGAUUUUAUUAAAAUUGCUUGUGCUCCAGUUCCUGAUUAUUAUUAAAAAAAUUAAUUUAAACAAAAAAAUAUAAAUUUUCUUAAAUAUAGUAUAUAAAAAAUAAUGUAUUUUGAAUGUUUUUAGUAAAUACAUCGGUAUAACGAUUCUUAGCCUACCUCCCAAAUCAUUUUUAAAUUUACCCAUAUGUAAAAACUUAAAAGACAGAAAAGUAAUUAUAAUGAAUGUCCAAUAAAUUUGAGCGAU